Molecule: messenger RNA, 2037 nt
Organism: Synchytrium microbalum
Lineage: Eukaryota; Fungi; Chytridiomycota; Chytridiomycetes; Synchytriales; Synchytriaceae
Exons: 9
Coding region: 1-2037 (678 amino acids)
Molecular function (GO): protein binding
Source: RefSeq, a predicted model, not a curated record
AUGGCAUCCAUGGUCAACGUUGAGUUAGACGGUGCCCCAUAUAAAAAGGUCGCAAUCAAGACAACGCCUACCAUGUCUUUGCGUCAAAUUGCUGACCAGGCUGUCGACAAAUUGAAGCUGCAGGAUCCGGGAACUUAUGGUCUCAAAUACCAAAAGAAUACUUUGGACUUGUCUUUAUCUGUGAGAUUUGCAAAUCUGGCUGCUGGCGCAAAGUUGACCUUGAUUAAGACUGCAAGUGCUCCUGGUGCUGUAGCUUCAGAAGUCAGCAUUGCUCUCCAAGUCGAAGAUGGAGGCAGACUCAUGGCCAAGUUCUCGCCCAAUGUCACCUUCUGGCAUAUCUUGGUCAACUUUGAAUCCACAUCCAAUGGAUCGUUGAACCUAACUCAGAAAUCCGAAAUACCACCAAAAGAAAAACACGGAACGCUUCUUGGAGCUGUAUUGGAAUUGGCAAAGAAAAACACUCCUGUAUAUAUGAUGCCCGUCUGCAUAUUCAUGAAUAAGGAAUAUGCUACCAUACAAGACCUCAAAACAAACACCUUGGCUUCUGCUGGAUUGACUUCUGGAAAUGGAGUGAUUCGAUUGCUUUAUCGGUACAGUGUCAUGACGUUAGCACAAGCACAGAAAGAGAUUGAAGCUCCUAAACAACCAAAACCUGUUGCCGUUGUGCCAGCGCCAGCUGUCAUACCUGCACGAUCAACAUCAGCAGCAAUACCACUACCACAACCAUCAUCUUCCAGCACUACAGCAUUCAUACCACCACCAGUCGCAGUUACACCAAUACCCUCAAUACUAUCUACACCUUCUAUAAUACCACAUCCAUCCGAGUCUGUGCCCACUCCUAGAUCACCAAUAGUUGCACAGCCAAUGUCCCAACCUGUGGUGCAACCGUCAGCUCCAACAGAGAGACAAGUCGAAAUCGCUCAACCAUCAGCUCCAAUAGAGAGUCAACUCGAAAUUGUUCAACCAUCAGCUCCAACAGAGAGUCAAGUCGACAUCGCCCAACCACCAGCUUCGCCAGAUACAAUGGGUAAUAUGAUGGAAGUCGAUACAGUCCCUGAAGCAGUCAAGACAGCUCCUGAGGUUGAGACUGUCUCUCAAUUAUCGGAGACUCCAGAGUCAACUGGCACUUUGGAACGAGACAUAAGGUUCUUCAAACCUCCACCAGACAAUAUCAUUGGUCCUGGUCGAAUCGAGCUCCCUGACAGUUUCUAUGAGCUUACUGCCGUCGAGCUGAAACUAUUACUUGAUUCAGCCAAGAAUCGUCGUAUCAAGGAAGAGACUCAGGUUCUAAGAACUCGUGCUAUGAGAGAAAAGGAAACACAGCUGAAAACUCAAAAAUGGCCUAAAACUAUGAUUCGAGUCAGGUUCCCGGAUAGGACUACACUACAAGCUCAAUUCUUUUCGUCAGAAAAAUUGUCAGCUCUGUAUUCGACUGUUCGAGAUGCCGUCGCUUCUCCAGAACGUGAAUUCACUCUGCACGUCACCCCUCCUAUGAAAAUCCUGUCUGAUCACGACGAAUCAUUCUGGAAGUCUGGAUUGGCUCCAGCAACUCUUGUCUACUUUGCAUGGAGAGAUGGAGCUACCACGAUCGGUGGUCCAUGUCUCUCGUCUGCAUCGGCUAUGAAAUUACAGGAUUACCCAUUACCAAAGGACGUGAAUGUUGUAGUGCCUAUGGAUGUCGAUCAGAAACCACCUGCUGAAUCAAAUACAACACCAGCAGCAACAUCAACAGAAAAUGGCACAUCAGGUUCAGCACCAUCAUGGUCUCAACCCACAUCCGAUAAUUCUGCUACUGCCAACACCAACAACGGCAAUGGAUGGCCUGAUGUUACUCCACCGCCAUCAGGAGAUAUAGGAUGGGGUAGUGGAUCGUCGUCAAAUACUGCUACCACCUGGGGUGGGGGAAGAACACUUGGUGAACCACCAUCAAGAGUUCCUGGUACAGAUGAUGAUGAUGUGGAUUCUCAGUCAAUGAGGUCUAGACGUACCACAGAUACCACUAAAAGGCCUAAAUGGUUCAAGCCCUUUGGGAAGUAG